AGGCGUCCGUGGCGUCAUCACGUUUCGCCAUUUCCUGUGCACGCCGGGUCCGUUCCGAAAUCGUCCGCUGUUCUGGUUAAGAAGGCCAAAUAGCGACACCGCGUGAGAGACGUGAUGGCUGCCUCAUUGCGUUUACUAUACUCUGUGUCAAGGCCAGGCACUUUUGCAGCCAGCCAGAGUCUAGUCAGGCCUUUCAGUGUGUCUGCACAGCGAGGGGCAUUCAAGUAUGUGAAUGCUCAGGAGGUUCCCACAGACAUGAAGUCCAUCACAGACCGGGCUGCUCAGACGCUGCUGUGGACCGAGCUCUUCAGAGGUUUAGGCAUGACGAUGAGCUACCUGUUCCGAGAGCCAGCCACCAUCAACUACCCGUUCGAGAAGGGCCCGCUGUCGCCUCGCUUCAGAGGGGAACACGCCCUGCGCAGGUAUCCCUCAGGAGAAGAGCGCUGCAUUGCCUGCAAGCUGUGUGAGGCUAUCUGCCCUGCCCAAGCCAUCACCAUCGAAGCAGAGCCCCGCGCUGACGGCAGCAGGAGGACCACUCGCUACGACAUCGACAUGACCAAAUGCAUUUACUGUGGCUUCUGUCAGGAGGCCUGCCCUGUGGACGCCAUCGUAGAGGGUCCUAACUUUGAGUUCUCCACUGAGACCCACGAGGAGCUGCUCUACAACAAGGAGAAGCUGCUCAACAACGGAGACAAGUGGGAAGCAGAGAUUGCUGCCAACAUACAGGCUGAUUACCUCUACCGAUAGACAUCCCAGACACACACACAUGCACACGCACACACACACACACACACACUCUGUACAGAUAGCCCAUGCCAACAUCACCUCUGUGACAUAUGCACAUACGUCCAUACUGUACAUACUCAGAGAACAAACACGUACUUCCCUGCCUCAUCUCUGAUGCUCACACCGCUCUGCUUCCCUUCAGGCUGAUCUCGGCCUUUUAAUGGAGAGCAGUUCUUGGUCAGUGUCGUUGUUGUCCACCUCCGAUAUGAUGGAUAAAAUGCAGCUGGCUUGAUGAAAUAUUUAUUUUGAAACUGAUCAGUACUACACUGGUUGUCUAUGGGAAGCCCUUAACGUGUACCGAUUUUGAUAAGAUUCCACACUAGUGUGCAUGAACAUGUUAAUAUUAUUUUCCCGGGUUUCAGUGGAGUGUUUCAGUGUCCCUUGAUGGUCUAAAUGCUUUUCCACCCUGAUAAGAAUAAAAUUAUGGGGGAAACACUGAA
Messenger RNA from Myripristis murdjan (pinecone soldierfish), 1226 nucleotides. RefSeq names its product NADH:ubiquinone oxidoreductase core subunit S8a (gene ndufs8a). Gene Ontology annotation, cellular component: membrane; respiratory chain complex I. The record is from RefSeq and is a predicted model, not a curated record. Lineage: Eukaryota; Metazoa; Chordata; Actinopteri; Holocentriformes; Holocentridae. The transcript has 8 exons. Gene Ontology annotation, molecular function: 4 iron, 4 sulfur cluster binding; NADH dehydrogenase activity. Gene Ontology annotation, biological process: mitochondrial respiratory chain complex I assembly; mitochondrial electron transport, NADH to ubiquinone. The coding region runs from base 115 to 747 and encodes 210 amino acids.